Messenger RNA from Fonsecaea multimorphosa CBS 102226, 966 nucleotides. RefSeq lists its product as uncharacterized. The transcript is spliced from 2 exons. The coding region runs from base 1 to 966 and encodes 321 amino acids. Lineage: Eukaryota; Fungi; Ascomycota; Eurotiomycetes; Chaetothyriales; Herpotrichiellaceae. The record is from RefSeq and is a predicted model, not a curated record.
AUGGCGGCCCUCUUUUGGAGCUUGUUGUUGUAUCUACCAAUCUCAGUUUCCUGCACAGCAGAAGCUGUCGCCUCUGCCUCUUCGGUCCAACUUGUCUACCAGUACCAAGAUGCAGUAUGGGUCGAAAACUUGGCCGUGCGUCCGAACGGCUGGAUUCUACCUGCUACCGCCACGUCCGCUAUCCUAACGCAAUUAAAUCCUGCGAACGGCCAACAACAAGUAAUUCAUGACUGGAGCGCGGUAGGAAGCUCCAUCAUGAGCAUUACCGAUGUUCAGCCCGACCUGUUCCUGGCCAAUACAAUGUACUGCGACUUGUUAAUUUUAGAAUGUACACCUGGCACCGGGAUCACAUGGCUGGUUGACCUGCGAAACCCUGGCCCACCAUGCAUUACAGAGCUUGCUAGAGGCCCUAGCAACGCGAGUCUCUUGAACGGCGUUGCAGCACUGAACGACGCUAUUGUGCUUAUGGUAGAUCAAAACCUUGGCGGCAUUUGGGGAGUUGAUGUUGUCCUCGGUGGUGCUAAACUACUCUUCACCGACCCAAAAAUGAUGGAUCCCAACUCGACGGGCAACGGCGUCAACGGGAUUCGUGUGGUGGGCAACACCUUGUACUACAACAACCCUAGCAUUGGGACGUUUGGUCGCGUGACGCUCGACCCGAUCACUGGAGCCAAACUCGGACCAGUGACAGUGAUAAGCACUGGGCUUGAGUGUGACGACUUUGAGAUAGACAACCAACAACGGUAUGCCUAUAUUACCAAUCAGCCUGAUGAGCUCCUCAGGAUUGAUUUGGAGACUGGCCUCUACACCGUUUUUGCAACCGGUCUGCCGGGACCGACAUCAGCCAGGUGGAUCAGCCAACAAGAACGCGGAAAAGUUCUGUAUGUGAGCACAACCGGUGGUCUCGAGCAGUGGCUAGAGGGAAAUGUGACCCUCGGGGGGGCUUUCUAUGAGGUGACUGUGUAG